UGUUUUGCCAGCAAUUAUAUAUUCAUUAUUCCAAAGUCCAACGAGAAAAUCACUAAUUCUAUAAAUGAACAACAUACCAGUAGUUAUCUGAGCAUCAUCAUCCUCCUCGUCAUCAUCGCUUUGUAUCGUCCACCUUUUUAAAAUCCCCUCAACAAUCUCUCUGAACACCUUCUCUCUAUUACACUCAAAAACAAAUCCUCUCUCUGUAUCUCUGUAAUCUUCUGAUUCGAUAUGGGUUUUAGCAAAGAAGAGAUUAGCAAAAGCAGAAGGUUCUGGUCUUCUCUAUGGAGAGGCAUCAAAACUGUAUUCGUUUUGUUCACAAUGUUCGUCUCUUUUCUCCUCGUCUCUGCUCCGAUCUUCCUCGCCGUCGCCGACGCUCUCCUCCCUUCCGCCCUCCUCCACCGCCUCUCUGCGCCGGCGAACCUCUCUUCUCAUCUCACCAACUACGAUUUUCGCCACUCCCUCAUCGAUAUUCCGUUAAUCUCCAUCGUUAGAUCCGCCGUUAUACUCUGCGUUUACGGGCUUUGCGAUGGACCCAAGUUAUCAAGAGGUCCAUAUCUAAUGAUAACAAUGAUCUGCUCUGUUUCUUCUCUAGUCUACGUCUCGUUAAAAGCUGCGUUCGUGUUCGGCGAGCCGGCGAACGGAGACGGCGGAGGUAGUUACUUCAAAGCGGCGGAAGUUGCUCUGUUUCUCUGCUCCUCUGUUCUAGCCAUCGGUCAUAUAGUUGUGGCGUAUAGAACAAGUUGUAGAGAGAGAAGAAAGCUUCUCGUCUUCAAGAUCGACAUCGAAGCUGUUUCAGCAUGUAAAAACGUGUACCCGAGAUAUCAAAAGAUCCUUCAACAAGAGAGACUCAAAUAGCGACGUAUUUCAAGAGACUCGAAUACUUGUUGUAAAUACAUGCACCCAUGACGUAACCUUGUAUGAACGUGUAUAUAAAUAUAAAAGAUACGUAUACGACGUAUGAAUGGAGCUUCUUCUUCUGCCUUUCGGUGUUGACCCAUCAACUCCUUAGCUUUUAAGUUUCAGAACGAUCCAAAGGGCAAAAGAUAGUCUGUAAAGGCGGGAGGAACGGAUAGUGGGGCGUAUAUCACCUAAUAAGAAUUAUACAUAUUUUAAUGCAAGACAACUCCGUUGAAUUGGCAGUUGUUAGCUUUGAUAUUAGAUUAGUUAGUGAGAUUUGUAUAUAAUAUAGUUUUGUUUGUUUUGUAAUAACCUAGAGU
This is a messenger RNA of Brassica oleracea var. oleracea, 1220 nucleotides long. RefSeq lists its product as uncharacterized. Lineage: Eukaryota; Viridiplantae; Streptophyta; Magnoliopsida; Brassicales; Brassicaceae. The coding region runs from base 232 to 858 and encodes 208 amino acids. The record is from RefSeq and is a predicted model, not a curated record. The transcript has 4 exons.